Caenorhabditis auriculariae is the source of this 2538-nucleotide messenger RNA. NCBI's taxonomy places the organism in Eukaryota, Metazoa, Nematoda, Chromadorea, Rhabditida, Rhabditidae. The record is from the annotation of a GenBank genome assembly.
AUGGGCGAGAGGAAGGGGACGACGGAGCCAAUUGGACGGUCGCCGCGCUACUCCGACCCAACCCACCAGCCGUCCACUUCUGCUCGCCGUCUAUUCAGCCGACGUGCACAAAUUAGGCAAAUGGGGCCGGUUCGGAGAGAGGACGCCGCUGGCGGAAAAAAACUUUCCUUCACGUCGACUGUGCCCGCAAAACUCUUUGCGCGCCAAUAAUUGAAGAAUCUCAGCAUCAUCUCAGCGCAGCCAAGUCUUACAGCGACAGGUUUCCGUCAAAGAGCCGUUCUGAUAUGAUACAGUUAUAGAUUGGUUAUUUCCAAAAAAUCGAGAUCACUUUUUCUUUCCGAAGGAAUGGGUGAUAACAUAAUGACAAGAUCUACUUAGAACCUCUUUGAGUUUGGCUGAUAUCCAGAACGAAAAAAGUUGAAAGUCUGAAAUUUCUAACGUCGUACUGUUCUGACAGAAUCAAAAAGUUUUAGCGAAUAGAAAAAAAAAAAGAUCUCCGUAACUUAGUGGGUCUACUUGAAUUUAAAUUUAAUCUAUAACUCAAAGGAUCGAGAACUUGAAAUUUUUUAACUUCCAGUCAUUUUGGCUCGAAAUUAAAAUCUCAAAAAAGUAUUUAAAAAAUUGACAGGUUUAUCCUAUCAUCUCAUUCAUAUUAAUGACGUAAUGAAAAGUUGAAAACAGAAAUAUCGUGACUCACACUGUGAUGAAGGAAGGUCACAACUCGUUUACCGUUAGAAAUUUUUGGCGGAUGGCUGCGGGGUUGGUCGAUUUUUAAAAAAAAUCGAAAUACUUUUUUUAACGUUAGAAAAAAAUAUGAUUUGAAAAGGGUUCGACAAAAAAAAAUUCAAAUCAAAACAAUUAAUUACUGAAUACUUUUCGAAGAAAUCGUUGAAAAAGAUUUUUUUCAAAAACUUUCUUCGGAAAAAAAUAUAUUUGAAUGGAAUAUUUUCAUGAGAACAAAGUUCCAUGGAUUUUGCGAAACUCUUUGAUGUGGUGAUCUCAAUUCGAUCAUUAUUAACCUGCGAAAAAUAAGUUCUAGUUUUAUGAGGCUUCAAAAGUAUUUUUCACAAAUAUCACCUUGUCCACGAAAAUUGUCCUUUUACCUCUUCAAUUCUUUAGAAGAGUUACAGUAGAUAAAAAUUAUGGAGAAAAUCAGGAAUCUACGCCAAGAACUUCGUUAUCAAAUAUUUUCUGAUAAAAUCAAACCUACAAGGAAAUCAAACCUACAGCUUGCUCGAUAAGUUUUAAAUGAAAAGACCUUUCUUGACGAGUCCUGUACCAAGGAGGGGAAGACUCUCAGAAAUUUUGUGGUUUCGUAUGAGCAUGAACAGGAAAGGAGAGUUUUGGUUGUUAUCAAACGGUGGACAGAGUUGAUGAGAAAAAUGAGCUGAGGAGAUAUUUAGGCGAGAUGCAUCAACCCAAGGGGUCAGGGACACGUUAUCUGCUCCCUCGGCGCAGAUUCGAAAUACGGUGCUCUCUGCAGACGACUUGCACAAGGAUUGCGGCCAAACUAGGUCAGGAAGCAGAUAGAGCGACGCGCCUUCCGAAGAACCCAAUAACAAGACGCACACGACGUCGUCUUCUCGUUCUGAUCUCAGAAUCAGGGUGGUGGGUAUGGGCGCGCGCUCGCAUAAAACUUUAUUCCGCCACUUCCACAUCGCGAUGGGAUGCACAAACCGACUAUUCUAUCGGCGAGUCCUUAAGAGACCGCAAAAAAACAGGAAUUUACAAGGCAUGAGAAAAGAAAAAUAAGAAAAGCGUCAAAAUGAAAGAAAAAAAAAGGACCCGUGCUCCUUGAAAUGCCUGGAAAAUUUUCUCAAUUAACCUUCCCAACGAUAUUACUUCAUUCUUUUUUUUGAGAAAAUUUGGAAAAUUGACCGAAUUUUUUUUCUGUACAGGAUGGCGACUCUGAAAGUAUCUGUCUUCACACAAAUUUGUUGUUAUCAAAAGCCAAAAUGGUUUUAGUUAAACAUGUGUCUCACAGCUCAUCUCAUUCACUAUACUGGAAUUGAUUUAUGUUAGUUUCUUUUCAUUUAGACAAACUUCAAAGAGUUUGUACCUCACUUGUAAAACCCAAUGACUCAUUUAGUUGAAUUUUUUCAUUACGAUCAAAAAAGAAAAAGUAGCAUAAAAAGGUUACUUUUUAUAACUUCUGCAACGAAAUACUUCAAAAAUCUAUAUGAGAUUCAGUUGCUUGAUUUUUUUUUCGGAAAUGUCCGAAAUUCGCUCUUUAUGAUAAUAAACGACUUUUUCUGACGUUUUUAUAGAUUCAAAUACAGAUGAACUAACUUCCAUUACAAAUUGUGAAAAAAGCUACCAUCGUGCAAUUUUCAAACUUUUCAAAAUCACCGCCUGACCAAAUCGGCUCAGACUCUUUGGUAGAGAUACCGAUGGACGAUGGUUAAGAAGAGUCGGGGAUGUAGGAAGACAAAUGGGCACAAGAUCUGGGAAGAAGAGGAGGCCGAGAGAUACUGGCCGAGCGCCGCCGGCUACCGCCGAGAUACAGGCUCACAGACGCUACCGGAGCGUAGAAACUAG